ACACGAGCGCAAAAGUUAACUGUCAUUCAUCUCUUUGAACAGUCGGAGCCAUUAGCGAAGAAGUAAGAGAGAAAGUCGGAAGGUUGUGGUUGUUUAUCGCGUUAUUUGCGGACGAAAAUUAACAAAUUAAGCACAGCCAUUGAGAAAUGAGUAAUGUAAACAACGCUAACGACGAUAGAAAACGUUCUAGUCCACCAGAACCUAGCGAAACGGCUGGAAUGACAGCAGCUGAACAAGAGAAACAAUCGGUCGGAUCCAGCGGAGACGAGCAAACUCGAAGAUCCAGCAGAAGAAAGAGACCGAAAGUAGAGUAUAAAGAAUCUGAAGGAAAGGUUGCAGCUGUAUCUGAAGAGGAGUAUGUCUCAGAUGAGGAGAAAGCUAAACAAGAAAUAAAACCACCACCUGUACCACCUCCAAAAGCAGAAGAAAUGGUGAUAGAGGAAGUGGAUAGCGAGCAUGAUGAUCCCACAGGAUUGGAAGGUGCAGCAUUUCAGAGUCGUCUACCUUUUGACAAAAUGACGGCCCAAGAAGCAGCUUGUUUUCCUGAUAUAAGUCAAGGUCCUCCUCAGACACAGAAAGUAUUUUUACAUAUUCGAAAUAGACUAUUACAAUUGUGGCUUGAAAAUCCAAAGCAACAACUUAUAUUCGAAAAUGUUUUACCGCAGAUUGAACCACCUUAUAACAGUGAUGGCCCAUUAGUUAUGAGAAUUCAUGCUUAUUUAGAAAGACACGGUUAUAUUAAUUUUGGAGUGUUUAAAAGAUUAAAACCAAUUCCAACUAAAAAACAUGGAAAAGUUAUCAUCAUUGGUGCAGGAAUAUCUGGAUUAGCAGCUGCUCAGCAACUGCAACAGUUUGGAAUGGAAGUUGUUGUUUUAGAAGCAAGAGAUCGAGUUGGAGGACGAGUUGCUACCUUCAGGAAAGGAAAUUUCAUUGCCGAUUUGGGAGCGAUGGUUGUUACUGGAUUGGGUGGCAAUCCUAUAACUGUGCUAAGUAAGCAAAUUAACAUGGAACUUCAUAAAAUUCGUCAGAAAUGUCCACUUUAUGAAUCUAACGGCAAUACUAAUUCCUCAUUUAUAUCAUAUACAAAAGAGUCGUGUCGACACAAGCAAAAAUGCGAAAUUCACGGAAAAAAAUGUACUCGUAUCCAAAUAGCUCCUGAUGUUCCCUAUGUUCCAAAAGAUAAGGAUGAAAUGGUGGAACGUGAAUUUAAUAGAUUAUUGGAAGCAACCUCUUAUCUUUCUCACCAAUUGGAUUUCAAUUAUGUACAAGGAAAACCUGUGUCUUUGGGUCAAGCUCUAGAAUGGGUCAUAAAAUUACAAGAAAAGCAUGUGAAAGAAAAACAAAUUCAACAUUGGAAAGCAAUUUUAGAAUUACAAGAGAAAUUAAAAACAAAUCAAAAUAAGGAAUGGGAUCAAUACUUAGAACAACAGAAAGAGAUAGAAGAAAAAUUACAAGAAUUGGAAGCCUCUCCUCCUAGUGAUGUGUAUCUUUCUUCUCGUGAUCGACAAGUGCUCGAUUGGCAUUUUGCCAAUCUGGAAUUUGCUAAUGCCACACCACUUAACAAUUUGUCUUUAAAACAUUGGGACCAAGAUGAUGAUUUCGAAUUUACCGGGAGUCAUCUCACAGUUAGAAAUGGCUACUCGUGUGUUCCUGUUGCCUUAGCUGAAGGACUCGAUAUUAAAUUGAACACUACUGUAAAGCAGAUAAGAUACGGAUCUCAUGGUGUAGAAGUGCUGGCUUAUAACACCCGUGCCAAUACGGGAAUGGGUAGUUACAAGGGUGAUGCCGUCAUGUCGACUCUACCUCUUGGUGUACUGAAACAGGCGGUACAGGGAAGCCAGAAUGUUCCAAACACAGUACAGUUCGUACCACCCCUACCGGAUUGGAAAGUAUCAGCCAUACAACGUUUGGGGUUCGGUAAUCUGAACAAGGUUGUUUUAUGCUUCGAUCGAGUCUUCUGGGAUCCCAAUGCCAAUUUAUUCGGUCACGUCGGUAGUACGACCGCCAGCAGAGGAGAGCUCUUUCUGUUCUGGAAUCUGUACAGGGCACCUGUACUGUUGGCACUGGUUGCCGGAGAAGCCGCCGCCAUCAUGGAAAACGUCAGCGAUGACGUCAUAGUGGGUCGAUGUUUGGCCGUACUGAAAGGCAUCUUCGGUAACAGCGCCGUACCACAGCCCAAAGAGACUGUGGUGACUCGAUGGAGAGCCGAUCCUUGGUCACGUGGAUCCUAUUCCUACGUUGCUACGGGAUCUUCCGGUAACGAUUACGACAUUCUGGCCACCCCAGUCACUCCUCCAUCUGUGAUACCAGGUACGGGCCAAACCGCUAUAUUACCUCGCCUCUUCUUCUCCGGAGAACAUACUAUCAGAAAUUACCCAGCUACCGUGCACGGUGCUCUACUGAGUGGAUUGAGAGAAGCUGGAAGAAUUGCUGACCAGUUUCUCGGAUGCCCUUAUGCCCUCCCUCGUCAACCUGCCACUACUCAACCAGUAUGACUACGUGACACGUUGCAUCAUUCCAAUGUGGCAAAUGCCGAGUAGGCUUUGACAAUACACCGAAACUUUCACUUUUUACCUUGUUUUCUUGUCCAUUUUAGAGAACUAAAUUAAUAAAUGUGCGUGUUUUUUUUAAAUUCUUU
This is a messenger RNA of Centruroides sculpturatus (bark scorpion), 2638 nucleotides long. RefSeq names its product lysine-specific histone demethylase 1A-like (gene Su(var)3-3). Gene Ontology annotation, molecular function: protein binding; oxidoreductase activity; flavin adenine dinucleotide binding. NCBI's taxonomy places the organism in Eukaryota, Metazoa, Arthropoda, Arachnida, Scorpiones, Buthidae. Gene Ontology annotation, cellular component: nucleus. Bases 147 to 2495 code for a protein of 782 amino acids. The transcript has 18 exons. Gene Ontology annotation, biological process: regulation of DNA-templated transcription. The record is from RefSeq and is a predicted model, not a curated record.